AUGGGUGCUAACAGCUCCGUGUCAAAUGGUGGACCGGCCAUCACGGAGGAGCAGUGGGGCCGCAUGCAGGAGGUGUGGUCGAAGAUUUGCACGAAUGAGCAGUUCAAGCCGAAGUGCAUCAUUCAGUUCCUGUGCAAACACUCCAAGACCAUGAGGUAUGGCGAAGUGGAUCGCGUGGUGGGUUCCAAUGCCUUUGUCAAGAUCGCUGACGAGGUCUUUGUAAUGCUGGAGAAGGCCAAUGCGAUUUGGUGCUUUGUGCCUGACGAGCACUUGUCGCGAGCGAAGGUUAUGGUGAGGGCAUCCAUGAAUACGGCGCAGAUUGCACAACUCACCUCAGUCUCCGGUGUGAAAGUGAUCGUCACGGCAGCGGCUGCAGAGGGUCUUUUCGGUGCAGCCUCUGUCACCAGUGGGCUGGCGACUCUGGGGGACGGCUCUGUCGCCACUGGGGGCUGUGGGAUGGUCGGUGGGAUCCUGGUUGUGGCUGCAGCACCAUCAGCGCUCACGGCUCACACCAUCUACCAGCUUUGUGAUGCUAUGGAGAACAACUCCAUCACCCCCACCGCCGUGGCGCUGGGUGGUACUUUGGGCGCCCUCGGCGGGUCCACUGUGGGCGUCGUCAUGGUGGCGGAGAGCGGCGCGGUGGCGGGGCUGUCGGCCUCAGGGAUCACCAGCGGAUUGGCGGCCUUGGGAGGUGGCACCGUCGCCUCGGGCGGCUUGGGGAUGUUGGGCGGCGUCGCCGCCGUGGCGGGCGUGGCCUCGCUGGGGGCCUUGGCGGUGGGCGGAGUCGCGUGGAUCGUCUCUCACGAGCUGGUGCAAGGGAAGCUCAAGGAGCAGAGGAUCCAGAAGCUCGGCCAGGACCUGGUUUCUGGAGUCAGCUCCUACCCCUUGGAGAUGCUCCGAAGUCUUCUGGCCAGCGGCCUGGCUUUGCUCCUCAGGUCGCCGUCGAGACGAAGGAAGCUGGAGAUUCAGUACUCAAGGCCGAGCUGUGCUCCGUCAGCUUCCUACGCCUACAGCGUCUUGGCCUUCUAUCUGGUCCACCCUGUCAAGGCGCCACAGGAAGAGGCCUUGCAACACAAAGCUUGGUGCAGGUCCCGUGGCUUGCUGGGACGCGUGUGGGUCUCCAGCAGAGGUUUGAACGUCCAGAUCAGUGGGAAGACAGAGGACUGUGAGAGGUACGCAGACUUUGUCGCCAGACGCUUCCGCACCUGUCGAGGACCACUGGUUUGCAAGAUCGAUCCGGUGCCGGAACCGGCCUUUCCGAGACUGAGAGUCAAGGCCAAGCAGUUGGUCUCAUUGCACCCGGAGCUCGCGGAGCAGGUGGACAUGACCGACCGCGGCGAGGAUUUGGAGCCAGAAGAGUGGCGCCGGAAGCUGCAAGGCUUGUCGAUGGGAGAACCUGGCAAAGUCCUGGAUGUCCGCAACGACUAUGAGUGGGACUUGGGGCACUUCGCGCAUGCCGAGCGCCCGAGCACUGAGCAGCUGCGCGCCAUGACAGCUGAAAGCAUGGGCUUGCAGAGUGAAGAUCAGGAGACGCCCUUGUACAUGUACUGUACCGGUGGAAUCCGCUGCGAGUUCAUGGGUGCGGCGCUACGACAGCGUGGUUUCAAGAAGGUCUACAAGCUGAAGGGCGGGAUCCAGCACUAUGGCAACACUGUGGGCGCUGAGGAGUGGAAGGGACGUUUGUUCGUCUUCGACCGCCGCAACUCCAUCAGCGUGGGACCAGAGGGCCGCGCUGAACCUCAGUGGUGUUCCACUUGCGGCUCUCGAGUGGCCGAGGAGUUCUGGAACUGCGGGAACAUGGAUUGCAACCGCUGCAUGGUCACUUGCCGCGAGUGCUUGAGGAGCCUGGAUGGUGUUUGCUGCAAAGGCUGCAUGAGAGCCGCCAGGCGCUUGCCGGCGACAUGGAGAGGCAUGAAUGGAGGCUUGAACAACAUGCAGGCGCACUUUGCAUAUGGAAUGAUAUAUUCUCAACCAUAUAUCGCAAAAUAG
Messenger RNA from Durusdinium trenchii, 1989 nucleotides. The record is from the annotation of a GenBank genome assembly. Lineage: Eukaryota; Dinophyceae; Suessiales; Symbiodiniaceae.